CUCUCGUUUUCUCUCGAAACAAAGAAGCGGCGAUGAUGUCUGAUACUUUUCGGAUCUGAGAUGGUUCUUCAUCUGUUGUUAAUGGUUGAUCUCAAGGAAAGAUCUCCGGUUGAUUUCACGGUUAUAGUGGAAUUUGAUUUUUCGGUUUUGAAAAGGGAUCUCUUUCACAAGAGAGAUUUGGUUCGAUUGGAAAAAGGUAGAUCUGUUGGGAUCCUGUUUGAUCAAUCUACGAGCAUUAGUGAGGGCUUCUCUGAAAAGGCACAAAGAGGUUUUAAUCAUCUUCAAAGGUUUUGGUUAGGAUUCGGAGUUAUGAUCUUGAUUUGCUUUGAUUCACAAGACAUGUCUAAGGAAAGGAAGGGUAUCAAUCUCGCAAUCAAAGGUCUGAAGUGGAUUAAUGCUGUAUUAAGAAGAGCCAUCUUUGUCUUGGUUAUGGCCACAAAAUCCGGGUUUUUACGGUUGGAACGGAUCGAGAGCUUAUGUCUUAAUUUCAGCGGAUCUGUGAUUUAUUUGGUGAGAUACUCUUACAUCAAGGGUUUGGAGUAUAAAUCAGAGGUACGAAUUGGAGGUUCUAUUCAUCACAACACAUUCUCAAAGUUUCAGGGUACCAAAAGCUUUAUUCUAAGUCAAUUUCUCAGAGUUUUUGAGUUUAUUUGGGUUUUUUGGUCUCCUGGGUUUGUAUCUUUUCGGAUUUGCUUCGGGUUAGGGAAAGAGAUGACUCAAAGCGAUUUGGUUAAUCAGGGCAGCAACAUGAGUAACACCAUGAAGCUUAAGAUCAAGGUUCCUCGUUUUGAUAACACUUCUCUGAUCGAGGGCUAUUCGAAGACUCUCAUCGGCAGAUGUAUGAAUCCAGCAAUGCAGGAUAUGAAAUCCUUGCUGUUCAUGUUGCCAAGGAUUUGGAAAUUAGAGGACAGAGUUGUCGGUGCUGACUUGGGUCAAGGUCGGUUUCAAUUCGAUUUUGACCAUGAAGAGGACAUCCAGGAGAUCAUGAAGGUGGAACCUUUCCAUUUUGAUCAUUGGAUGCUGUCUUUGGUUAGGUGGGAACCAGUGGUGGAUCGAAGAUACCCAUUUCUCAUCACUUUCUGGAUUCGGGUCAUGGGGGUGCCUCUACACUUCUGGGCGGAUGAAACAUUCCGGAGUAUUGGUUCAGAUCUAGGUGAGGUCCAAGCGGUAGACUUGGACAUGGGAAGGGUACAGGUUAAGCUUGAUGGGUUUAAACCAUUGUGUUUUGAGGCGGCGGUGGAGUUUCACAGUGGUGAAGAGACGAUGGUCUCGCUGAGGUAUGAGAGACUUUUUGGUUUCUGCCGGAAAUGUCACAGUCUUUGUCAUGAACAGAUGCGGUGUCCAGUUUUUGGGGAUAAGGGAAAGCAGAAUAUUCACAAAGAGGAUCCAAAGCGGGAUAAUAAGCUUCAAAGCUACAAAGGUGCUACCAUUAAUGGUCUCGUUCCUGGGAAUUCUUCGGGUUCGAAUGGAGCUGUCUCCGCAGAAUCUUCCCAAGGACCAUCUGCGGUUGAAAACAGGGCUGUAAUUUAUCAGGACAACUCGCACCGGUCUAAGCAGAUUUCUGGUACCAAGGCUAAGAAGGGGAGAAGGAAUCCAUUUCUGGCUCCUAUUCAAGCUUCAACAACCCAAUUGGCGGUUCAAGUAACUGGUUUAUCUUCGUUAAAAACGGACACGGUGGGGAUGAGUCUCUCCGCUCAUGAGAAGAAGAUGCUAGAGGCUUUUCUAGUCUCUGAUUCGGGGAAGACGGUGACAGAUUCGGGUACUCUUGGUGCUAAUAUGGAAGGGCGUUCUAGUGACACAAUCCCAAAUAAGGUGGUGCGUAAGAAUCUCUUUUCGGGUCCUGAAGAAGUUACUUUUAAGAGCAGGACAGAGAAUACUCUCGGGUUGGCAGAACAACAUGAUCUUUUCUCGGAUGAUUUAAGUCAGUUGCUUGCUCAGGAUUUUCCUCUCGUAGGAGAAUCUUCUCUGAAUUUUAUGGAUACCAUAAUGGAGGAGAAAGAAAGUGGUGUGGAGAUAGCCCAUGAGGAGGGAGAGUUUAAGGCAGAGAAUGAAGAGGAUAUUAAAGGGGAUCACGAAGGAGAUAAAAUUGAGGAAGUGGUCAUUCCGGUCACUGAGAAGGAUGCAAGUACAGUUUCUGUUUCGGAUACUGUCCCAAAGGAACAAGAACAUGAAGAGGAAAAAGAGGAAAACUCGCAGGGAGAAGAUGAUUUGGAAACGGAUCAACCUGCAAAAAGAAAAGCGGUUAAGAACAAAGGGAUUUUGGUAGGAAUUAGCUCCAGGAAGAGGAAUUAUUUGGCAUCACCUCGCAAACGAUCGGUUCCAAAAACUGGUGGCCCGACGGUGGGUUCUGGAUCUCUUCAAGGGGAGAAACCUCCUAUUAAACAUUGAUUGAAUUAAUGUCUCUAUCAGUUUGGAUGGGGAAGUGGUCGAAUUUCAAUUUCUUAGAAAUAAGUUCUUUACAAGAACAUGAUUUUCUGUAUUCUUUCAGUUGUCAUUGUUGUUCGGUAAAUCCGAAUUAUGUCGGUACGGUCUCUUUUUAUUUUCUCCUUGCAAGAUGUAACUUACAGAUUCUUUAUGUGUUUCAUAUAAUCUGUGAGCUCAAAGUAAUAAAGGAAAGUUAUUUUUUCCAUCGGUU
Messenger RNA from Arabidopsis lyrata subsp. lyrata, 2635 nucleotides. RefSeq lists its product as uncharacterized. Bases 61 to 2388 code for a protein of 775 amino acids. The record is from RefSeq and is a predicted model, not a curated record. NCBI's taxonomy places the organism in Eukaryota, Viridiplantae, Streptophyta, Magnoliopsida, Brassicales, Brassicaceae. The transcript has a single exon.